UCCAUUCGAGUUCUGUCGCCGCUUGUCGCAUCCAAAAUCGUCAUCGUCGCACCUCUUCCCUUCCGUCAUCCGGCCUUCGAGUCCUGCCUGUUUAACCUGCCCCUCUCCAGGCUCUACUCUACCUGUACUCUACAUUACAUCCAUCUCCGUACAGACACAACAAUCGUCGCUUCGAUCAUCCCCAUCUGCCCCUCGACGACUUUUUGCGCCUCGACACAAUUCGUCGAUUUUAUACCCAUUUCCUUCGGCUUUUCCCCAUAACCGAUCGCAACAAUGGCUCAGCCCGGCGUGCAAUCGUUGAAGUGCGUGGUGACUGGUGAUGGUGCUGUUGGAAAGACCUGUCUACUCAUUUCAUACACCACAAAUGCCUUCCCCGGCGAAUACAUCCCCACUGUCUUCGACAACUACUCGGCGAGUGUUAUGGUAGAUGGCAAGCCUAUUAGCCUUGGCCUCUGGGAUACUGCUGGUCAGGAAGAUUACGACAGACUGCGACCUCUCUCAUACCCCCAGACCGACGUCUUUCUCAUUUGCUUCUCCAUCGUCAGCCCUCCUUCAUUCGACAACGUGAAGGCCAAGUGGUAUCCCGAGAUUGAUCAUCAUGCGCCUAACAUUCCCAUUAUCCUUGUCGGAACCAAGCUUGAUCUUCGAGAAGACGCUUCCACCCUCGAGUCGCUUCGACAAAAGCGCAUGGAGCCUGUGUCAUACGAGCAGGCGCUGACUUGCGCCAAGGAGAUCAAGGCCUACAAGUACCUCGAGUGUUCUGCCCUCACUCAAAGGAACCUCAAGAGCGUUUUUGACGAGGCCAUCCGAGCUGUUCUUAACCCCCGACCCACACCUUCGAAGCAAAAGAAGAACAAGUGCUCCAUUCUGUAGAUAUCCAUCUAAUGAACGCUAUUCCCGCGCGUGGCAAAAGCACGCGUUUGAUUUUCUCAACGAAAGCGUCUGGAUGACGCGAAACGACACGAAGAACUCAGGACGAAUGCUUAAUAGGCAUUCAGCGAUACAAGACGGCGGCUCUUGA
Molecule: messenger RNA, 1021 nt
Organism: Fusarium redolens
Lineage: Eukaryota; Fungi; Ascomycota; Sordariomycetes; Hypocreales; Nectriaceae
Product: P-loop containing nucleoside triphosphate hydrolase protein
Exons: 5
Coding region: 274-873 (199 amino acids)
Biological process (GO): regulation of cell shape; cortical cytoskeleton organization; actin filament organization
Cellular component (GO): cell cortex; plasma membrane; cytoskeleton
Molecular function (GO): GTP binding; protein kinase binding; GTPase activity
Source: RefSeq, a predicted model, not a curated record